This is a messenger RNA of Symbiodinium pilosum, 825 nucleotides long. The record is from the annotation of a GenBank genome assembly. NCBI's taxonomy places the organism in Eukaryota, Dinophyceae, Suessiales, Symbiodiniaceae.
AUGGGCCUGUUCCCACGUGUGCUCUCCUCCUUGGCCAGGCAGCUGGAUGUGAUCCUUCACCUGCUCCUGGCCAGGUCCGUCCUGGAUACAGCUGGUGCCCUCCCAACCACCCUUGCCGAUUUCAAUUGUGACCUCAAAUUUGAGGGCUCCACACCUACGGCAACUGGCUGGACGGCACAGGCCGUGCUUGCGGAGAUGGGCGACACCUUUGUGUCAUGGCCCACUUCGCCAUUCACUACCGCGGCCAUGCAAGUCGCGCAACUAGCUCCUGAACAGGCGUUUGACAACCUGGUUCUGCUUUGCAUCCUCUUCGCGACCCAGUACCUUAACUCCACGGCUUGUACACUCCGCGCCUCGGCCCGUGAUAAAAUGGCCGCCUUUCUGAAGAUUCCACCCGUGCCGGGCGCGUGCUUCACGGGCUCUUGCACCGGCUGGGCAAAAUGGAUGCAAAGCGGACCUUACUUCACUCCAUUCCAUUGGUUAUACCGGCGGUGCUUCCCCACGUCCCCGGUACAACUGGACAAGUCUUUCUGCGCCACUGGUCCGGCAGCGAGGACAGGCCUUAACUGGCUUUUGGGAUUCCCUCCCAAGAUGGCCAAGGACUCCGCCAAUGCAGACUUUGCCUUGCUCUACAUCGACCAGCUUGGUAAGCUACAAGCCUCUCUGGGACGCAACCACCUUCUGCGCCCACAGGCGGGUGACUCUGCAGUCAUGGCCGCAGCUAAGGCGCAGUUGAAGCAGCACUUGGACACUCUUGAAGGUCGUGCAUUUGCAUGCUGCGAGUACAGCAAGUUCAUUAAUUUUCUCCUCGGAGGGGCCUUGAUU